Molecule: messenger RNA, 1011 nt
Organism: Drepanopeziza brunnea f. sp. 'multigermtubi' MB_m1
Lineage: Eukaryota; Fungi; Ascomycota; Leotiomycetes; Helotiales; Drepanopezizaceae
Biological process (GO): pantothenate biosynthetic process
Cellular component (GO): mitochondrion
Molecular function (GO): 3-methyl-2-oxobutanoate hydroxymethyltransferase activity; magnesium ion binding
Source: RefSeq, a predicted model, not a curated record
AUGUCAACCGCAUCCUCCCUCCUGAGGGGCUCUUAUGCCUUUCAACGAACAGCCUCUUCCGCUGCCAAGUCAUCAUUCUGUUCUCGGUUUCAGUGCAGGAAUAGCUCACAUGGCCCGUAUGCACCUCUGCCCACGCCGAGCCAACUUCCAAGAAAGAGAAUCACGCUCAAUUCGUUGCGGUCUUUGUACAAAAAGGGAGAGCCGAUUACCGUCUUGACGGCUCAUGACUUUCCUAGCGGCCAUAUUGCCGAUGCGGCGGGGAUGGAGAUAGUUCUUGUGGGAGACAGCCUUGCAAUGGUAGCGCUGGGAAUGGAAGACACUAGCGAGGUUUUGGUGGAAGAGAUGUUGCUUCAUUGUCGUUCGGUAGCGAGAGCCGCCAAAACAUCAUUCACUGUUGGAGAUCUUCCCAUGGGAUCAUACGAGAUCUCGCCCAAGCAAGCUCUAGAAACUGCCAUCAGGUUCGUGAAAGAUGGUCGCAUGCAAGGCAUCAAACUUGAGGGUGGCCUGGAAAUGGCCCCAACCAUCAGGAAAAUCACGACAGCCGGUAUCCCAGUCCUGGGCCACAUAGGUCUGACACCACAACGCCAGAACGCUCUGGGCGGAUUUCGCGUCCAGGGGAAGACAUCAGAAGGUGCCAUGAGAAUCCUAGAAGAUGCCUUGGCGGUCCAAGAAGCUGGAUGUUUCGCAACGGUCAUCGAAGCUGUCCCUCAGGAAGUUGCAGCCUUGAUCACAAAGAAGCUUUCCAUCCCAACGAUCGGUAUUGGGGCUGGGAAUGGUUGUUCGGGCCAAGUGCUGGUCCAAGUCGACAUGACCGGGAAUUUUCCUCCGGGUCGCUUCAUCCCGAAAUUUGUAAAGAAGUACAGUGAUGUCUGGAGCCAGAGCUUGAAAGCUAUCAAAUCUUAUAGAGACGAGACGAAGAGUCGAGCGUACCCCGCACCAGAGCACACCUACACGAUAUCCAAGGAAGAAUUAGAGGAGUUCGAGCGUGUGCUGGAGGCAAAAGUUAUCUGA